AUGCGGCGCGCGGUGCCCGCGUGGCCGUUUGAGCGAGAGCCCUCUAGGAGCAUGCGCCUGCUACGUAUUCAUUGGCGGUAUCCAAAGCAGAGGCGGCCACAGUUAAACUGGUCAGCUAUAAAAUACAAGUUGGCUACCACGCCCUCCCCGCCUGGUCUGCAAGGGCUCGACACGGAAAAAAAAGCACUCUUAAUCCGUGAUAAUGCCCAGCGUAAUAACAGGCUGAAUAUAAUUAAAUGGAAGAAGAAACAAAUU
Iphiclides podalirius (scarce swallowtail) is the source of this 255-nucleotide messenger RNA. The record is from the annotation of a GenBank genome assembly. Lineage: Eukaryota; Metazoa; Arthropoda; Insecta; Lepidoptera; Papilionidae.